AUAGAGGACCGAAACCUAAGCCUACUCAACACCCUAGGCACUAGGACCUUCUUUAGGCCGCACCUAUUAAGAGAGCUAGUAUUAGACCUAUCACUUGCCACGCCAGACAUAGCCAACAAAGUUAAAGACUGGCAAGUUACUACAGAAACUAGCUCAGACCACUACGGGCUGCUCUUCUCCAUCUAA
Molecule: messenger RNA, 186 nt
Organism: Exserohilum turcica Et28A
Lineage: Eukaryota; Fungi; Ascomycota; Dothideomycetes; Pleosporales; Pleosporaceae
Exons: 1
Source: RefSeq, a predicted model, not a curated record